Symbiodinium sp. CCMP2456 is the source of this 1221-nucleotide messenger RNA. The record is from the annotation of a GenBank genome assembly. NCBI's taxonomy places the organism in Eukaryota, Dinophyceae, Suessiales, Symbiodiniaceae.
AUGCGGCCGUUCGCAGAGCAGACUGGAUUCAGCGGCAGCGACCACGAGUGGCAGGAGGAGUUUGCAUUGCUUUGCCGAGACCGGGGAAGUGCGAAAGGGAUUAAAUUGGAAGAGUUCGUACAGCUGGUAAAUGACUCCUCUGACGAGGGCUGCUACUGCUCAGACAGCGAGCUGCGAGCACUGCUGCAGCAGCAGCAGCAGCAGCCACCGCCCAGCACAACUCCAGCCAAAGCUGCUCCGGUUGCUGCAAAGGCCGCUGCAGCCGGCGUGGCACCAUCCCGCGCUCCGGCCAAGGAUCCAAGACGAGACUUGAUCGAGGCUGUCUUCAGUUCUUUAGACAAAACAAGCAAGGGCCAUCUCACGGCCGCGGACAUGCGGCCGUUCGCAGAGCAGACUGGCUUCAGCGGCAGCGACCACGAGUGGCAGGCGGAGUUUGCAUUGCUUUGCCGAGACCGGGGAAGUGCGAAAGGGAUUAAAUUGGAAGAGUUUGUACAGCUGGUAAAUGACUCCUCUGACGAGGGCCAGGCAGAAAGCCACAAGCUGAUAUCGAGUUCCAUUCUGAAACUAGAUCCAAGACGAGACUUGAUCGAGGCUGUCUUCAGCUCUUUGGACAAGACACGCAAAGGGUAUCUCACGGCCGCAGACAUGCGGCCGUUCGCAGAGCAGACUGGAUUCAGCGGCAGUGACCACGAGUGGCAGGAGGAGUUUGCAUUGCUUUGCCGAGACAGGGGAAGUGCGAAAGGGAUUAAAUUGGAAGAGUUCGUACAGCUGGUAAAUGACUCCUCUGACGAGGGCCGCUGCAGCUGGCGUGGCACCAUCCCGCGCUCCAGCCAAGAUUUGAUCGAUGCAGUGUUCAAUGCGUUGGACAGAACCGGAAGGGGUUUCCUGACGGCUGCUGACAUGCGGCCGUUUGCCGAGCAAACCGGCUUCACUGGCACUGAUGAGGAGUGGCGGCUGGAGUUUGAAGCUCUUUGCCAAGAAAGCCGAUCUUCGCAGGGCCUCGGGCUGGACGCAUUUGCCAAGCUCGUCAACGAUGACUCUGAGGAUGGUUGCUACUGCACGGACAGUGAGCUGCAAGCGCUGCUGCAGCGGCUGCAUCAAGGAAGCGUUGACAUCAAGCCCUCGGUGUCCAAUGCAGCUACUUCGGCGAAAGGCAGCCAACGACAGCCACCGUCCGAGGUCGGCACAUGUGUAUUACAGAACCGCGAGUAUUGCGGUUAG